AUGUCCUACGACGAACAUUUCACUUUUACAACGGUUCCGUACUGGGUAAGCUUACAUCCUCAAGCAUCGCGUGGUGCAUCAUCCUAUGUUGCACCACCACAACAGCAACCCCAGCAACAACUGCAAGGAUCUAGUGGGCAGGUUCCCUAUUGGGUGACUGCCUACCCUCAAGCAUCACGAUCCUAUGUUGCACCACCACAACAGCAACCCCAGCAACAACUGCAAGGAUCUAGUGGGCAGGUUCCCUAUUGGGUGACUGCCUACCCUCAAGCAUCACGAUCCUAUGUUGCACCACCACAACAGCAACCCCAGCAACAACUGCAAGGACCUAGUGGGCAGGUUCCCUAUUGGGUGACUGCCUACCCUCAAGCAUCACGAUCCUAUGUUGCACCACCACAACAGCAACCCCAGCAACAACUGCAAGGACCUAGUGGGCAGGUUCCCUAUUGGGUGACUGCCUACCCUCAAGCAUCACGAUCCUGUGUUGCGAGGAGAGAGCUAAGGUUGAACCAGUCAUGUAUGGAAUUACCCUCACAUCGUGUGGAGGUUCCGCAUGAGGAGAGAACCGAACAUAUACAAGCCUCCUAUUCCUUCUUAGCACCACAACCGGAGCCAGCAGUAGAUGCACUUCAUCCAUUCCCAGGUCAGCGGGAAGUGAGUCAGAGAGGGCUUCACAAGGUUAUUGGAGACGACUUCAUGACGGACCCCAGGAUGCUGGAUCACCGGUGCAUUCCAGUGGAAAGGGCAAAGGACAAAGCUAAUAGGAUGUCAUACGAGUGUCUCCAAACCACCAGGAAGAACCCCGAAGCAACGCUCAGGCCUACCCAAAGUUAUUGGCUCAAGGUGAUUAACCAAAUCGAAAAUAUGGAGUGGGAAGAUAUUGAGAAGAGGAUGAAAGUAAUGCACCACUUUUUCAAGGGAGGUUAUGAGUCAAGAAGGUCUGCAUACUCCAAAGCUGUAAAGGAGGGUUCGGCCGAAGUGGACAUGAACAAUGUUCCCGAUCCACUCAGAAUACUACCGGAUGGAAGGACUUUCCUUCACUACCAACAGCCAACAAUGCACAUUUAUUACUCCGAGGACGUUAUCAAACGAGCAAUCGACAACGGCUUGUGGGCACUCAUUGGUGAUGGGAUCCAUAAGCUAAAUCCUCGAAGUAAGCGUGGAUCAAGUGUGCGCAUGGAGGAAGGUCAGCUGUACACCAUCCACGGUGUUUGCAGAGGAGGAUUCGAAGUGCCUCUCCUUUUCGCGAUAACAAGACGUAAGAGAGAAGAAGAAUACGUGAUCGUCUUCGAGAAAAUGAAGCAGGCCCUAGAAAGCGCAAGUGAAAGUGACCCUCAGUCUGAGUUUGAGCUUACGAUAGUCGUCGAUUACGAACUGGCGGCGAUUAAUGCAGCUAAGCGGGUGUUUCCACGCUGCGCUAUCGAAGGAUGCUGCUGGCAUCUAAGCCAAGCAUGGGUUCGCAGGAGGAACACGCUUGGAAUUCUUCAAUUCCUCAAGGGGAGAGGGAAAUGCGGGCGCGUUACACGAUGGUGGAGAACAUUGAAGGGACUUCCCUUCCUUCCACGGGAGAUGUUCCAUCUCGUGAACGCACUAAGAAGACCACCCGUUCCUGCAUCCCACCCUGCGUACCUGCCGUGCAAGAAGUUCCUCAACUACUUGCAAUCAACUUGGUUACGAGGGCCAUUCGAGAAGAUGUGGUGCAAAUACAUGGUACACGAACAACGGACAACAAAUGUAGCCGAGAACUACCACAUGCGCCUAAGACAAAUGAUAGGGAAGUACCAUCCACCGCUAACAGAACUAAUUCUAGUUCUUCGAAGUGUAGUUGCGGUUGCGAAGGCAACCCUCUCGAGGAUGGAAACUUUUCCGAACGAAAUGAAAAAACUCCGAAGGAAAGACAGAGUGCGCCGAGAAAAAAUAGAAGCGGCUAUGUCCACAUUCGAAGCCUCCAUUCAAGGAGGACAAAAUCCAAGCAUGGCCGAAAUUGGAAGAUAUUGCCGCAAGAUGUCACGUUACACAUCUGACAAGGCUGUAUAG
Molecule: messenger RNA, 2037 nt
Organism: Necator americanus (New World hookworm)
Lineage: Eukaryota; Metazoa; Nematoda; Chromadorea; Rhabditida; Ancylostomatidae
Exons: 15
Coding region: 1-2037 (678 amino acids)
Source: RefSeq, a predicted model, not a curated record